UUUCCCCCCCUCCGCUCACCGCCGCCGUGGACGGACGCCACCGCUCGCCGCCGCUACGACCGCCCCUGCCCCACCUCCCCUCUCGCGCCGCGUUCAUCGGACCUCAGGUGGGUGCUCGGCGGCUCCGUCCACCGGCCCCACCCACACGUCGCUCCCUCAACUGCCUCCCUCUCCAUUCUGUUGCGCCACUGGCCGCCGCCGUCCCAGCUUCACGGGCUCGGAUUUGGUCGCAGUCUACUUAUGUUCGUUUGAUCUGGAUUUCCAAUAGAUCAGAACUACCUGAGAAGAACUAGCAGAAAACAAAAGUGAAGUAUCACCACCUGGUCGUAAGAGAGCCAUGAAAGAUACAUUGACAGAACGGCCUGACAAGAAGCUUACUCACAGAGUUCGUCAAAAAAGAACAAAAGAAGUCAAAUAUUUACUGCAAAAACCUGAUCAUGAGAUUGAUCACAUGAAGCUAAGUGUGAUGCAUCUCAUGUUGUUACAAGAGGCUAGAGAGCGUAUUAAGAGUAAAACAAUUCCGUCAGGACCAUCAUCAUCCUCUAAUCAAAGCUCCCAGUUUGGAGAUACCAACAGUUUUGAUCCUUUUGGAGAGAACUAUGACAAUGACAGAACAGAGAACCACGGGCUAGAAAAUCCAACCAAGCUGAAUUACCAUUCCUACAUGAACAAACAAACACGUGCCAAAUGGUCAAAAUCUGACACUGAUUUGUUUUACCAGGGUCUUCAACAGUUCGGUAGUGAUUUUGCAAUGAUACAGCAGCUAUUCCCUGAUAAGACCCGUGAUCAGAUGCGGCAGAAGUUUAAAACUGAGGAGAAAAAACAUCCAAUGCGAGUCCAUGACGCUAUACUUCAUCGCUCAAGAGAUAAUUUGUAUUUAAAACAAGUAAUCAAGCAGCUCAACAUCGAAGAUCUGCCGAGGGACAUCAACAGUACACAUAAACAAGAGGUUGCAUCAAUUGAAGUAGACACUGGAAAUGAGCAUGUGUUGCAGGAUCUCAUGGAGGAAGAGGGUGAUUCAAAUUGGUCAGAUAAAGAGCUGGGCACGCACCAAUCUGAGGUCAGAGAGGGGGAGCAUGUUUCUGGGAAUGCUGAUGAUGACCUGGAUCUGGAUGUUUUUGAUUGGUACUAGGACGAUAAUCAUGAUGAAAAUUAGCAGAAAUGGUGCAGGGUCUCAUUAUUCUGCCAAUGUGCUAAGGACAUGUCCUGUCUCAGAUACGUUUGCUCACGGGAUUAGAUGCAAAUAGUACAGUUGUUAUGAUGCCGAAUACAAGCUUAUUCUACUUUUGCAUUUACAAUUCACUGAACAGAACGUCGGUGUUGCAUAGCAACGCCGUAUUCAUUCUGUAAUAGCCACAGGAGCAGGCUGGUAACCAUAUUUUGCGGUCUGAAGGUACUGAAUUUGGAA
Molecule: messenger RNA, 1408 nt
Organism: Hordeum vulgare subsp. vulgare (domesticated barley)
Lineage: Eukaryota; Viridiplantae; Streptophyta; Magnoliopsida; Poales; Poaceae
Product: transcription factor TFIIIB component B''-like
Exons: 8
Coding region: 338-1132 (264 amino acids)
Biological process (GO): RNA polymerase III preinitiation complex assembly
Cellular component (GO): transcription factor TFIIIB complex
Molecular function (GO): TFIIIC-class transcription factor complex binding
Source: RefSeq, a predicted model, not a curated record